This is a messenger RNA of Dendroctonus ponderosae (mountain pine beetle), 5496 nucleotides long. RefSeq names its product protein qui-1. Gene Ontology annotation, molecular function: protein binding. The record is from RefSeq and is a predicted model, not a curated record. The transcript has 27 exons. NCBI's taxonomy places the organism in Eukaryota, Metazoa, Arthropoda, Insecta, Coleoptera, Curculionidae. Bases 420 to 5255 code for a protein of 1611 amino acids.
GAUUUGGCGAUCCAGUUAUACCGUCUUUUCCAGUGAGUUCGUGAGUGUUUGAGCUCCAAAACAUCGCUUCGCGCCGUUACAGCUGAAUUGGGACACCAUAAGUUGAAAUCUCAUUGCCAGAAGACACCUCUAAUUCGACCAAUCUUGCGAAUAUAAUGAGGCAGAGAAACGCUCUUGCUGAAAGUUAAAAAGGUAAGCCUUGAACUAGUUAUGAAUAGAGUUAAGCUAAUCUUUCAGCACUUUCCAUGACAGCAGAUAGACGACCUCUUGUAGGAAAAAUUUAAUAGGUGAAUUGGGAACAUUAGCAUCGUGAGAAUAUUUGGAAUUGAAACCUUAGACGGGAGACCUUCAAUCGACAAUCGUUAGCAAAUUUAACUUUACAGUAACCUUUAUUGUAUAUAUCAAAAGUAGAAAUCACUAUGAAGAAUAAUGAUGAAACUAUUUUGGAAAUCUUGCAAGGACACAAAACUCUUAAGUGGCCCAGCGCAAAGCUGGUCAAAAUAUUUAUUGCGAGCACUAAAGAAGAUUUUGCUAUAGAGCGACGUAUUUUAUUGGAAACUAUUGGACCUGAAUUGCAUUCGGUUUUCGAGGAUCAUAAAAUUGAGGUCGAAUUGGUUGAUAUGCAUUAUGGAUCUGAUGAGAAGGAAUAUCACGAUCCAUGGAUACUCAAAGAUCAUUUACAUGAAAUAAGAAAUUGCCACAAGAUAUCGAAAGGGUGUUUCUUUUUGAACUUAUUAGGAGACAAAUACGGACCUCUAAUUUUGCCAGAAAAAAUUGAUAAAGACACAUAUCUGGCUCUGGCAGCUGCCGCUCAAGAAUUGGGAAAGAACUGUGCAAUAUUGGAAAGGCUAUACAGUAAAGUGAACGACGAUCUUGUGCUAAACGACAACAGAGACAUGGCAUUUGAUGAAUGGAAAGCAGAAUCAACCGAAACAUUAAAUUUGAUUUACGACUGUAUGCAAAAAAUGCCUGAUACUUCCAAGAAAAAAGUUAAACAGUUUUUGCAUUCUGUAGUAGAACAGCAAUAUCAUUAUGCAUUAGGUUUAGCUCCAGGUACAGCCCAUCAUGUGGUCAGUGUUAUACGAGAAUAUGACGCGGACGAUCCCAACGAUAUUAAAGUGAUGUACGAGGAUAAAUUACAAUAUUCUGAAGCUAUAAAAGCAUAUUGCGAAUCUCAACUUGAAGUGUUUCGAUCACACAUACGAAACACCAUUCCGACAGAAAAUAGGCAAUGUUUCCGAGUCCCAUGGAAAGGGGGGGAACUAAGCCAUGAUGAUCCAGACCAUGAAGCAUAUCUUAGUAAAUUUAAGAAUAGCAUUUUUCAUAAAAUCAAAGCACUUAUUACAAAAAAUUUAGAAGAUGAACCAGAACUCAAAUCGAGGAAAAAAAUUGUGGAGGAAAACUUCCAAGAGAAUAUUACUCACUUAACAUUAUGUUACGGAGAUGUAGAAAAAGAUUUCUCGAAUUCGGAACUCCAUGACAGGAUCAAACAAUUAAUGGAGGAUGGAAACCAACGAAAGCACUUACCUAUUUUAAUAUAUGGAAAUCAAGGAUCCGGCAAAACAUCACUUAUUCAGACAGUAUAUCGAAGCUUUGAAAAUUGGUUUUCAUGUCGGACGUUGAGAAUUGUUAGGUUUAUAACAACGACCCCCAGAUCGUCUUACAGUUUGGAACUGGUUCGAAUAAUAUGCCAACAAAUUUGCAUCGCAUUGAAAUUACCACAAGGAUUCUUGCCGAAAAAUGCAAGUUUUGAUCCGGCGUAUACGAACAAUUGGUUCCAAACGCUACUCCGAACCUUUGAGGAGUUGAACUUUGUGCUUGGAAUAUUUUUGGAUGAUAUACAUUUGAUAAAUCCACUGGAUACGGAAAUGUCUACCUUAAACUGGUUACCCGUUUGCUUACCUAAAAAUGUACAUAUUUUGUGCACCUCUGGAAUACCAUUUGAAAUGAUGAGAUUUACUCCCAAACAGAAAGAAAGAUUUCAACAUCCUGAUUUUUACAUUGAGAUGCCGUUAGCAGAGUCCUUUGUUGAUGUGGUGGAAGAAGUGCUUGACCGGCUGGAACAAACAUAUUGUAAAGAAGCCAUUUGCAGACUGGCUUCACUUAUCACUUGUUCCGAAUAUGGGCUGACGGAAACAGAAAUACUGGAAAUAUUGAUGCCCACAUCGGACAGUGAAGCCAUAAUUUCCAUAAAGGAUGCAAACUUUAAUUUUUCCUCUUUGUGCUCGGUCAAACGGAAACUAGAACCGUUGAUCCGGGAGAAGAUAAUGAGUGGAAUACUUCUGAUUGACUGGCGACAUACAAUGAUUAAGGAAUUGACCAAAAUAAGAUAUUUGUCAAGCUCGGAUAUGAUUAAAAGUUUGCACACAGAAAUGGCCACAUUAUUCUUCGGGGAGUUUUUAGGAGACAAUAGUGACGACGAAGCAUCCGAAGGAGAACCCGCGCCGCUGCUGUCUGAGAUCAAAGAAACGCCAUUUCAGUCCACAUUACAUAAAGAUGUUACAUAUCGACUCAGGCAUGUGGAAGAAGCCUGGAUUCAUUUGCUUAAAAGUGGAGAUAUAGCAAAAUUGAAGAAUUUGUGCAUGUGCAAUUACGACUUUCUGCUAGCUGCGCUUCAAACUUUCUCCGUGAGCUAUUUGAGGUGUCUGCUGGAGCACGUUCGCUGUUACUUACUGGAUAGAGAAAUUGAACUCGUUUAUUUUUCGAUUAAAAUGUCGACCGAUGUUUUGACACGGGAUUCGUUUCAGCUCGGCACGCAGCUAAUCUCUUGGUUGAGACCCGUAACGGAACGUGGAGGAGGUUUGAUGAGCGAUUUGGUCACCUCAGCAAUGGCGUGGUGUGAUGGAUUUACACUACCUCUUGUAGUUCCUUUAAAUGAUUGGUUACAACCACCAUUGCCUAGCCAAGCGAAAUCGAUGAUAACACCAGAUGUUCGAUUGAUCGAAUGUACCCCUAAUGGACAACAUGUUGUUGUUGUUGCCGAUACGGAUCCUCAACUAUGGCACAUAAUGACAAAUCAACUAGUACAUACUUUUAAAGGUCACACCGACAAAGUGAACUGCAUGGCCGUAACUAAACAAAGUCAGUUUUUACUAACCGGAUCGGAUGAUAUCAGUAUAAUCGUGUGGGAUCUGAAGGGAUUAAAUAUGAAGCUAAAAAUAUUAGAGCAUAUAGCGCCAGUUUUAUGUAUAACGAGUGCUCUUAAUAAUGCCGUCAUUAUAACCGGAGGAGAAGACAGCAGUAUUAUUAUAAGCUCCCUAGCGACAGGGAAUGUCGUUACUAAAAUUGAUCAUCACCGUGGACCUGUUACUGCUAUUAAGGUUACUUCCCAUGGUGAUAUUAUGGUAUCCGGAAGCAAGGAUGGCAAAGUAUGUCUCUGGUCUCUUCUCAACUAUCAAUUAUUGAAUACUAUAGCUAUUGGUGCCCCUGUUCAACUUCUAGAUGUCUCACUAGACUCUAUUUGGCUGGUUUCAUGUUGCAGAGACAGCAAAGUAUAUAUUAAGACUGUGGCUACUGGAACUGAUGUUCAUACCAUUACUUUAGAAGAUCAUAAAGCGAAAGUUAAUAGUUUAUGUAUAACUCAAGACAGCUGCAGGAUAGUAUUGGGUUGCUCAGAUAAAAAGAUUUAUGUAUACGACAUACAUUCAGCGAAGUUAAUAAAGACUAUAACAGGACAGAAGGGCGAAGUAACUUCUGUGAAAGUCACGGAUAAAGACGACUUUCUACUAACAGCAGGUGGCGGCUACAUCAAAAUCUACACAUUCCGCAGUACCGAUCAUAUCAAAAGUUUUUUGAAAGUGAAGAAGAAAACCCACCAUCAUCUUACGGCACACACUGGGUUUAUAUCCUGUCUAGAUAUUUCACGGGAUGGACAACUAUCAGUUACUGGAGCCACUGAUCAUUUAGUAAACGUUUGGCAGCUCAAUAAUCAAGAGUUGGUACUCACGUUAAAUGGACACUCAGCCCCAGUUACAGCUGUUAGCUUUGCACCUAGUGGCCUAUUUGUCGCUUCAGGUUCUGAAGAUGGAACCGUCAAGGUUUGGGGCCUCACUUUAGGAACAUUGGUACUGACAUUUUCGCGCCAUACAUCAUCAAUAGCAGCAGUUUUCGUUCUGAUGGAUUCCAGCAGAAUAAUAUCCAGUGAUGAUAACGCUACCAUAUACAUGUGGCAUGCCGACAAUGGUACAGUUUUGCAAACAUACUCUGGGUUAAGCAAAAGUGUGAAAACUACAACAAAUAUGAAAUAUGCAGUAGCCACUAAUGGAUACACUACACUGAAGAUAUGGGCGUUAAUGAGAGAGGAUGAAAGAUAUGCUGUAACACAUCCAGAAGAAAUCACUUGUUUUGUGAUAACAGUAGAUUCUACUCAUAUCAUCACAGGAUCGAAAGAUAUGUCUUUGAAAGUCUGGUUAGUGGCUGGUGGAAAAUUGUCACAGGUUCUCAUUGGACAUACAGACUGCGUUACUUGUGUUGCUGUGUCAGUGUCGGAUAAAACACAUGUAGUUUCAGGCAGUUGUGAUACUAAUUUAAUCGUCUGGGACAUUAAUACAGGGGCUGAUUUACAUACGUUGUCCGCCCAUUUGAACAUUGUCAGUUGUUGUAAAAUGAGCGGAGAUGGCUCUAUCGUUAUUUCAGGUUCAGAAGAUACAAAUAUAAUAAUCUGGGACACAAAGCAAGGUUUGCAACUGACGUCCCUGCAGCUGCAUUAUGCAAUAGUUGGUGUUGAACCUACAUCCGACUUUUCCAGAAUAGCUGUCCUACUCAAAGAUACUCAAUAUAGUCCAAUAAUUUGUUUGCACAACACUCCAGCCAAAUACGUGAAAUUGCCCACUUACUGUGCACCCGAUAAGGAAAUGAUUGAAAAUCCGAAACCAGCUCCGAAGCGUCAAAUGAAAAGACUACUUAAAAAGGAAGUGUCCCUUGACACGUACACGUGGCAAAAGAAAUAUGCCCAUCUCACCUCAAAUCUAGUGAUUCCUUCAAUAGAUGAGAGAUUUAAAAGGCGCUUUUCUGUUUCCGCAAGCAUGGAGGAAAUCUCGAAGAUUCCACAAAAUGAUCAAAAGGGAAUGGGAUCGAAACAAGCUUCACUGGCGCAGUCACAGCACUUUGAUCAAUUGGAAGCUCUUUGGAACAAGAGGUCACCUCCUAACCGAAGAAGACUUCAGCAGGUAAAGUCGCUAUCCAAGCAAUCUUCUUUGGCGGAAUCACAAAUCUACUCAUCAGAAGAAGAGCAUUUAGAUGCAGGACAAUCGUAAAUCUUCAAUAUAUUCUUAUACAACAAAGCCAAUAGGGCUUAUUCCGCGUUAGUCGUGUUAUUACAAUUGAUGAAGAUACCAUAGAAUCCUAUUUGUGAAACUUUUUGUUAAAUCACUGACAAACAAAGUUGAAAAUGUACUUACACACAACAAAAAAUCGUUGAUAUGUCUUAUCAAUACAUAUAUAAAGUUUUUUUCAAGAACCUUAAUAAAAUCUUACGAAAAUUUGGAAUCACCUAAA